Molecule: messenger RNA, 1620 nt
Organism: Ogataea parapolymorpha DL-1
Lineage: Eukaryota; Fungi; Ascomycota; Pichiomycetes; Pichiales; Pichiaceae
Product: Mitochondrial methionyl-tRNA synthetase (MetRS)
Exons: 1
Coding region: 1-1620 (539 amino acids)
Biological process (GO): methionyl-tRNA aminoacylation
Molecular function (GO): methionine-tRNA ligase activity; ATP binding
Source: RefSeq, a predicted model, not a curated record
AUGAUAAGAUCAUCCAUAUUAAGAAUAGGGAGACGUUCCCUUAGUUCUAAAACCGCUGUGAUAACGACUCCUAUAUUUUAUGUCAACGCCAAGCCCCAUAUUGGACACUACUACUCAAUGACUCUCGCGGACGUUUACAACAGAUGGCUCAAAUUGAGUGGAGAAUCAACUUUUUUCACGACAGGCACCGACGAACAUGGCCUCAAGGUCCAAACAGCAGCAGCCGUCGCUGGGAUGGAUCCAAAAACCUUUUGUGACGGACUUUCCCAAAAAUUCAGAGAGCUCGCUUCUGUAGGAAAUAUACAGUACGAUAGAUUCAUAAGAACCACAGAUCCCGAUCAUCUGGAGGCCGUGCAAUUUUUCUGGAAAACCCUGGAGGAGAAAGGACAUAUAUACAAGGGCAAACAUUGCGGAUGGUAUUCUGUUUCCGACGAGUGCUUUUAUGCAGAAACGGAGAUCGAGGAGGUGGACGGAAAGAUGGUCGCCAAGGAGACAGGCGCAACUGUUGUGUACGAGACGGAGGAAAACUACUUUUUCCGUUUGAGUGAGCACCAGCAGCGACUCAUUCAGUUUUUGAAGGACAACCCGUCAUUCGUGCAACCUCCCCUUUAUUACCAAACGCUGCUUCGUGAUCUGAAGUCACGUGACCUUGAAGACCUGAGCGUCUCGCGUCCCAGUUCCCGCGUGAGUUGGGGAAUCAGCGUGCCCAAUGAUCCGUCUCAGAAGAUGUACGUCUGGUUUGAUGCUCUGAUCAACUACUUGACCUGCAUUGGGUAUCCUUCUCAGAUACCUCAGGAACCAUCGUUUGUGCAUCUGGUUGGAAAGGAGAUCGUCAAGUUCCACUGUAUCCACUGGCCAAGCUUUCUGAUGGCCUGCGAGCUUCCGCUCCCACGUGGUGUUUUUGUCCACGGCCAUUGGCUCAUGGAUGGGCGCAAGAUGAGCAAAAGCCGGGGCAAUGUUGCCGAUCCGGUGGAGAUUUCUGAAAAGUAUGAGACUGAUGCUCUGCGUCUCUUUAUGAUGCGCUAUUCUGUGCUGGACUCCGACUGCGAUUAUUCUGAGAGCAAGCUGAAUGCCACGAGAAACGAGUUCAUUGACAAGUUCUGCAACCUGCUGACGCGGUCACUGUCCAAAAAAUUCAGCAUUUCUCGGGCCCUAGCAAAGGUCGAGACUCGCGGACUUGCGAGCCUGCUUGACGAGGCUGGAGAGGAAUUUUCAGCUGAUUUGCGGUCUCUCUAUGAGCAGGUGGACGAGCUGCCGGCUACUAUCGAUCCGCAUUUAAGAAAAAUGGAACUGCACAAGGCAGUCCUUGCCAUAUGGCAAUUAUUGCCUCGCAUUAAUGGACUAUUUGACCAAUACGAGCCGUGGAGACUAAAAGGGCCUGACAACGAGCUCAUGCAGGACCUGGUGAUUUUCAGUGCGCUUGAUUCGCUGCGCUGUCUGCUGAUCCUGUUGCAACCUGUUGUUCCUGACUACACCAAGAUGCUGCUUGAUAAAUUACAGGUCGAGCCUUCGAAGCGAACUUUAGACAUGGCGGGCAUUGCAAGAGACACCAGCUAUGCCAAGUCUGCUACUUUUUCAAAAGGAGAGAAGGUCCCGCUUCAAAAAAUCAGAUUAGACUAA